UUUUUCAUAUUUUUUGUUCGCUACCGAGGAAGACGACCAGCGCGAAUCUCAAUCGGUGCUUUAGUUUAGUGCCACCAGUUCAUCAGCUAGGAUCAUUUUGUACAUUCGUUCGCGAGACAAUAAGUGUGAAGAUGAUGCAUAAAUGGCUGCAAUUAUGCUGCCUCUGUGUAAUCGCGACCUUCACUUCAGCCCAUAACUAUAACACACGACAUAAUCAAUCCCCAAGCACUACCGAAAAACAAUAUAAUUAUGGAACUUCAACUCCAACCAGUAAUUACCAACAGUCAAAUAAUAAUGUAACUGAGGGCACCCCAGCAAAUUCAGACACGGGAUAUUCUACCGUACAAGAUCCAUCCAGGACUUCAACCACUGAUUUGCAGCUACAACAACCAGAUGCUAACGUUGCGGUGCAUGGCAAGCAAAUCAAUGCUGACGGUACGGCUUCCAAUACACAAGGCACUCAAUCAAAUCCAGUCUCGAGUAAUCCUCCUGUGCAAAAUCCAUCCAGGGAGAGGCAUAUAUGCACGAUAGUUAUCCAUCCUUUCGAUUGUGGGAUUACGAAUGUUAAACUAAGGAAAGGAGAGCAAGCUGACUUUGGCCUUGGUUGGGAGAGAAACCGGCAAAAAAAGAUAACUUUCGAGAACUCAAUAUUGCAAUAUUUGCCAAAGAAUUUGAUCGAUGCGUUUCCAUCAUUGCAACUAUUAAAGCUUGAAGAUUUACAAAUCACGGAAAUUGAGCCCCAUGCGUUCCAGAAUGCCAAUAAACUAUCAAUUCUACUGUUACAAAACAAUCAACUAGGUGAAAUUGCUCGUGGAAGCUUCGAAGGAGCAAAUCAGCUGACGUAUAUGAGUCUGUCCAAUAAUGAUAUUACUUACAUGGAUGACAAUACAUUCAAUAGAGCCAUUUCUUUGAAAUCCCUUUGGUUAGACGGCAAUAAAAUCGAACGAUUACCUAACUUUGGUACCAAUGUCGGUCUUGAAUCAGUAAAUGCUUCGUAUAACAGCCUGAAUAGCAUUCCUGAUAAUCAUUUUGCUUACAAUUCGCAACUGAAGAAAAUUGACGUCUCCCACAACCAACUCACACAAUUCGAUCUCUGGCAGCUGAACAACAAAGCGAGCUUGAAUACCAUCGAUGUAAGCUUCAAUGGUUUGACAAGGUUAUACAUUCCGAGAUACGCCCAAAUCAUAAAUGCUAGAAACAAUUCGAUUGAGAGAGUAACUGUUGAACAAUGCGGUCUACAACACCUGAGCCUUGCCUCCAACAGGAUUAAAGUCAUGCCGAACUUAGGCAGAUGUACACAGUUGAUGUCUUUGGAUUUAUCAGACAACCUUCUGGAAGAAUUUUCACACGCGACACUUGCUAACGCUCGCCAGUUAGAGUAUCUGAAUCUUGCGCAUAAUCACUUAUUCCAAAUAAAUCUUCCAGGAGGACAGGCACCGCUUAGCUGGAAACAUUUGGACCUAUCGAAUAAUUACCUCAGCUACGGUCCCAAGGUUUUGAAAAGCCUAGCUCAGCUUGAUGUUUUAUUAUUGAACAACAAUCGAUUCAUUAGUUUCGAUUUCGACGGUUUGCAGAAUAUUCAAGCGUUAUUCAUAUCUCACAAUGAAUGGAACUGUAACAGCGUGAGUGCUGUAAUUCACAAGGUAGCAGAUCCCAACACCCAUCAAUGCUCGCCGGGUUUCAAAAAUUUACGUGGUGUCUGUUGCAAGGAUUAUGUGAACCCAUACAACGAUCGAUUUAAUGAGAUUUUGCGCGACAUUCAUUUGUCUGAAGUGAACCAGAGGGAUAGCCUGAAACAGCAGUGUUCAUCCUCGCAAAAUAACCCACAGCAAUAUGCUAUCGAGAGCCAUAAAAUUGACGGUAUUCGUGCUGAAGCAGCCUCCGCUGAUGCCUCCAAACGGGAUAUUUUGAAUAAAAUAGCUCUAGUUGAAGAUAAUCGCGCAAGACUCAACGAGCAGAACCGAAAUGCGGAAGAACAACGCCGCUUGCUAGGUAAUCAUCAGGUCGGACUGAGCAAAGAAAUUGAGAAACAAAGAGAAAUGUACGGGAUAACAAAGGAAGGAUUAAUUAGUGACAAGUGGAUGCUUGAAAAGAUAAUCAAGUUCGUAGAGAGCAGGAUGGUUUUCCAAAACGAAUUGCUAUCAACGCGUAGAAAUACUUUCGCGGAAACAGCCCAACAAAUCGAAGCACUAAAUACUGAGAAGACGAAUUUGGAAACUUCUCUGAACAAAUUGAAGCAAGACACCGAAAGUUUAAAGCAGAACGAGAAGAAACUAAAAACAGAAAAAGAUACCUUGGAGAGGCAGCUAAAUCGCAAUUCUGCAUCAAUCCACGGAACAUCUGGAAGAGUUACAAAGUAAUACUAAGAUAAAUAUGUCAUUGAAGUGAAGACCAUAUAUAUUGCUGAUGUCUCUAAUUCCUAUAAAUGGUGGUUUCACCAGACGAGCUUAAGAUAGUGGUCUUAUUUGUCACGAAUCUGCACUGCACUAAUGACUAUUGCUCUCAAUGCGAAUGUUUUCAUUUUACAAAUAAUGCUAACCAGAAUACUCAUUCUGUCAAAACAAAACCAAGAGAAUAUUUUCUAAAUAGAGUAUAAAUUGUGUUAGCAACAAGAAACUUACACACUAUUAUUAGAAAAUUCAUGAAACAGAAACAAAAAUAUAAACCAAGUAAAAUAUCCCUA
Molecule: messenger RNA, 2683 nt
Organism: Toxorhynchites rutilus septentrionalis
Lineage: Eukaryota; Metazoa; Arthropoda; Insecta; Diptera; Culicidae
Product: toll-like receptor 3
Exons: 4
Coding region: 132-2360 (742 amino acids)
Molecular function (GO): protein binding
Source: RefSeq, a predicted model, not a curated record